AUGGAGUGGGCACCAGAGAGGGUGACCAUCUCGUCGGCCGUCAGGUUCUUAUCAGCGAAGCGUCGGAUGAGUUCAGUGGCGUUGUCGAACGGCCGGGGAAGAUCCACCUCCGAGACGUUGGAGACGAAGCCGUCGCGACGGCCGGCGGGGACCUGGUAG
Spirodela intermedia is the source of this 159-nucleotide messenger RNA. NCBI's taxonomy places the organism in Eukaryota, Viridiplantae, Streptophyta, Magnoliopsida, Alismatales, Araceae. The record is from the annotation of a GenBank genome assembly.